Messenger RNA from Anas platyrhynchos (mallard), 4659 nucleotides. RefSeq names its product caspase 2 (gene CASP2). Gene Ontology annotation, molecular function: cysteine-type endopeptidase activity. NCBI's taxonomy places the organism in Eukaryota, Metazoa, Chordata, Aves, Anseriformes, Anatidae. Gene Ontology annotation, biological process: regulation of apoptotic process; proteolysis. The record is from RefSeq and is a predicted model, not a curated record.
CGGGCGCAUGCGCAGGCGCCGUGACUCGGUGCCGUUUGAAUCUCUGGGCCCGCGGCGCGCUCGCUGCCGGGAGCGCGGGAAGGCGGGAGCGCGCGCGCGCUGCGCGGCCUCGGAAUCCGGCGGUGGGAGGGGGAGCGCGCAGCUCCCCGGCAGGGCCCGUCGGGGCGGGUGCUGGAGGCCUCUUCCGCCGCGUGUGGAGCGGGUCCUGCCCGGGGAGGCCCCUCGUGGGGCACCCAGGUAGGAUGCUGGGGGCGUGCGGCAUGCAGCGCUGUCACCAGGAAGCGCUGAAGAAGAACCGGGUGAUGCUGGCGAAGCAGCUGGUCUUGAAGGAGUUGAUCGAGCACAUGAUAGAGAAGGACAUCAUCACCGCCGAGAUGAUGGAAAUGAUCCAGGCCAAGUCUGGGAGCUUCAGCCAAAACGUGGAAUUCCUCAAUUUGUUGCCCAAGAGAGGCCCUUAUGCAUUCUCAGCCUUCUGUGAAGCUCUACGAGAAACCAAACAGCAGCAUCUGGAGGAAAUAAUCUUGAAGACAGAAUCCAACCUAAGCAAUGGGAUUGCACAGGUUGAACACUUUCAUGGAUCAGAUCUACCACUCCCUUCAAGUGAAUCAUGUAAUUCAAAGAAGCCACGCUGGAUUGAACCAGUGGAGCAUUCUUUGGAUAAUGGAGAUGGUCCACCGAUUCCUCCUGUGAAGCACUGCACUCCAGAAUUCUAUCAUGAUCACCAGCACUUGGCAUAUAAACUGAUAUCGGAGCCCCGAGGCUUAGCACUUAUUCUCAGUAAUGUCAAUUUCAAUUGUGAGAAGGACUUGGAGUAUCGCUCAGGUGGAGAUGUGGACUGUACUUCCCUGGAGCUGCUUUUCAAGAAUCUUGGGUAUCAAGUGACUGUCUUUCAUGAUCAAAGUGCAGAGGAAAUGCAGAGUGCAUUGGAGAGAUUCUCUAAGCUGCCAGAUCAUCGACACGUGGAUUCCUGUGUAGUAGCUUUACUUUCCCACGGUGUAGAGGGUGGAGUUUAUGGAACUGAUGGCAAACUGCUACAGUUGCAGGAAGCUUUCCGGCUCUUCGAUAAUGCAAACUGCCCGUAUCUCCAGAAUAAGCCCAAAAUGUUCUUUAUUCAAGCCUGCCGGGGAGAUGAGACAGACCGGGGAGUGGAUCAAAGAGAUGGUAAAGAACGGUCAGAUUCCCCAGGCUGUGAGGAAAGUGAUGCAAACAAGGAAGAAAAUGUCAAGCUGCGUCUGCCUACAUGCUCAGAUAUGAUCUGUGGAUAUGCAUGUCUGAAAGGCACUGCAGCCAUGCGAAACACCAGACGUGGAUCCUGGUAUAUUGAGGCACUCACCUCGGUGUUUGCAGAGGACUCCUGCGACACUCACGUGGCUGACAUGUUGGUGAAGGUGAAUAGACAAAUCAAGCAACGAGAAGGUUAUGCCCCAGGCACAGAAUUCCACCGCUGCAAGGAAAUGUCAGAAUAUUGUAGUACACUCUGUCGGGACCUUUACCUAUUUCCUGGUUAUCUGCCAGGCAAAUAACCCUGCCAGCUCCACUGGAAGAGAGAUACUGCCAAAACUGAACUCUGAAUAUGGAUGUCUAUGUUUCUGUUCUUAUGGGCUGUGGCAUCAGAUGCCCAAGCAAGGAACGCAUCUUUAUGUUUGGCCAGACCAAUUAUUGAUGUCCUUUUCUAAGAUAAUUUAGCAACUCUUUGUAAUCUGAUUCAGUUCAGGUUUUAAAAUUCUAAUAUUCUGAUUUAUUCCAUAUGUAUGACAUUGAUGAAAACAGAUCAGCAUUGCAACUAGGAAAAUGUGGGAACAUCCUUUGGAAUGAGACAUAAGGACAUUUGUUAGAAAUGUGAAUGCAAAAAGGGAAACAGACUAUUCAUACCAAUUUUGGAAAAGGUAAGUAUUUUUAAAAAGAAAAAGUUUCAUGAAAUGCUACUUAUGCUUUUAUUUUUAUUUUUUAAGUACUUUCUGCCUGGUUCUUCAUGCAUGACAGUCAGGUUCUGUGUACAUUAGAGAAGAACUCUGUAGUGAAGGAGAGUCCUUCUCUCUAAAAUGGAGUUUUACUGUUUUCAGUACUUGACAUUUACCACUACUACCGUCUUGAUCACUGUAAGUCUAUUUUUGUGCAUUUUUUCUGUAGUCAGGUUAUCAAGAGAACUCUAGAAGAGUUAUGCAAGACAUCCUGGGUUAUUAGAAAAACGAAUGGAAAUCCAGUAUUUCUCAUACAGAUGAGUCUCAUUAAAAUGCUCCAGAAAUAAUUUUGAAUCCAGAAAUUCUAGAUUAGCUCACCAUAGUCCAAGUGGAAACAACUGUACAGAGCAUUACUUUUGAUGAUUUUGUUUGCUAUAGUACCUAUAUGCCACAACAGGCAUAGCAUUCAGACACUUCACCAACUUCUCAGGAGUCUAUAAAUUGCACUGUAUAACUGAAUCCCUGAAAUCCUACAGCCUUAUGGAAAGGGAUCUCUUUUAAUGAAAAUAUUCAAGGCAGCUCUUUACAGUCUAAGCAUGUUGCUUAUAUUAUUGGUCACUGCAGUCUGUUUCCCUUUCAUUUAAAAGGGUAGAGUUUCACAUUAAUAUCCUGAUAAAUGAGUUUUCAGCUAUGAUCAUUUUAAAGCUGUUUGUUUAGCUAAUAUUGUUUGGAAAGUGUCAUUUCAACUGGUCAAUCAGAAAUGUGCUAUAAUCCAAAACUUUGUCUGGAAGUUUCCUAUUCAUUCUCUUCAUGCUGUAAUUUGCCUCUUGCCUAUAUCCAGUUGCAGUUACUCCCAUGUGAUAUAAUGGUGGGAGGUGGGCAUUAACAUUUUCUGCAGUAGCUUAAAUUCUGAUAUACUGCGUUAUGUAUGGGCUACAAUCUGUACACUUGAGUCCCUGUCUUCUCCAUUCUGCAGCAGUAAGUUAGCAUAGUUCCUGGAGUAUUCUUUAUGUGUUGUGUUGGUUUUUUUGUUUGUUUGUUUUCUUUUUUUUUGUUUUGUUUUUGUUUGAUUUUUUUUUAUGUUUCUUUGAGGAUAGAAUUAUGAAUAGAAAGCACAAAGAGAUAUGAAGGGAGGCGGGAAAAUUAGGCAUGUGCUUUUUUAUUGUUCUGCACAGGAAAACAAAGGCUGUGUUUUCUCCAGCUGACAAAGGUGUAGCACUAAUAUGAAUCUUGCACUUGCCUUACAUACAACAUGUGAUAAACAGAAGAAGAAUCAUACCUGCCAAUUGUUGCCUUAGUCUAAAGAUACCGCUAUAGGGCCCUGCAGCUGUACCUCCGUGGAGUAGAAACACUUCCUUCCUCAGUGCUCCCUCUUUGAAAUGGUGCAAUAUUUUACAGAUACAUAAAUUGACAAAGCAGUCCACUCUGGAAGCUUAGAUUUUUGUAGGAUUGCAUCAAAAUGCAUUAUCACUGCCACUUUCUUAUAUACUUUUUGUAUACUUGUAUUUUACUGCCUUGAGGUGUCAAAAUAAAGAAUUCUUGUUUGAUUAAUUAAUCUGUGCAGUAUCUUCCAUUUGGAGAACUGUACCUCUAUGCAGAAAUGGAACUUCUGUAUAAGGAGAAUUUUGCAUAAUUUCUUAAGAUAAUACCUCCCAGAGGUACUUCUGAACUCUCAGGCAGAAUCCUGCUUCUUGCUAGCUGGAUCCAGUAUGGGCUACUUGUUAAGUCUGGCAACAGCUGAACAAAGAACUUAAUAAAUGGAUAAAGAUACAUGAAAUAGAACCAUCAACUGUGAGGCUGAUAUUGUCAUUCAGCGCGUAGAAUACUUAGACUGGGUAAGCCAGGGGCUUGGUGUUCCAGAAGGAAGAGUUGAUGCCAGAAGGUUUCCAGGAAAAAAAAAAGGGGGGGGGGGGGGGGGGAGGGGGAGAGAGGAGAGAGAGUUUUGGAAAGAGGAAGGACCCAAAAAGGAGGUGAACAUAUGAACUGGAGAAAAAAUCCUGAAAGUGUUGGGGAAGAUCCACGGGCUCGGAGCUACAUGGAAACUAGUGUGAAGGGAUGCCCAGAGAGCUUGACCCAUAGCGGCCAAGACUGGUAACUCCAAGUAGCUGUGCAGCACAGAGCUAACACAGCUUUCUGGCCCUCCUUUAGAAAUAAACAGUGAUCUCUUACUGCUGGGAGUUGAGACCUAGGUAAUGCACCUGGGGGAAGCUAGUGUGUGUGUAUGUGAAAUAAGAAGAUUAAAGUCCCAUUCUCGUUAGUUCAAAAAAAAACAAAAAAAAACUAUCCAUACCCACUAAAGUUUGUUGUUUCACUCUCUCAGCUGUGACAUCUAGAAGGCUAAGGUAUCUUUUUAUGAAAAGAGUGUACUGUUUUUUCAAUAGUACCUAAUUCUGAUACAGAAAAUCCAGUAGGAAUUCAGUGGAAUUAUUAACAUCUAUCUGCGCAGAAAAUGUUUCUAGUAAUACAAGAGAUGAAGUAAAUAUAAUAUUUGUAUUUUUAGAUAAAUAAAUAUAAGCUACUGGCAUAGUUUAAUGAAUGACUGUAAUAUUUGGGUUAGCAAGAAAGUGUUAACUGGUUCAUAUUUUGGCUUAAAACCAAAAAAAUAAGGUUAAAAGUUUUGUUCUGUUAUGUGGGAAGGGGAGUAAAAACAGUGAAUGAGAUGUAGGUAAGGUAUAUAUACAAAUCUAAGUUACAUGAAAAUUCUGAAGUUACAUUUUAAUUUGUGGAACAAUUCAUUAAAUUAUUACAGUUAUAAUAA